Messenger RNA from Diatraea saccharalis (sugarcane borer), 5491 nucleotides. NCBI's taxonomy places the organism in Eukaryota, Metazoa, Arthropoda, Insecta, Lepidoptera, Crambidae. The record is from the annotation of a GenBank genome assembly.
GUGUUGGUGGGGCUUCGAAGGAUCACUGCAGUCGUGCCGCGACUACGACGCGCGCUCGCGGCUUCAUCGCUUCGCAUCUGUCGAUACACCUUACGUAAUAAUAAAUAAUCGAAACCAUCCAUCCGAUAAUCGAUUGUGAAUAGUGAACUCUCGAUAAUUAAUUGUGACAAUUUUUUUCUUAAAUAUUUUUGUAAAGCUACCGAGGAACAUACGUGAACUUGUUUAGUGUAACUUUGUGUAAUGUUUUUGUUUUGUUUUCGCACGGACACGAAAGAUUAUUUUUGGGCGUAGCUGACUGUGUUUAGUUUGAAUGAUUUUUAUUACAUUGAGACAUUAGUGUGAAUGAAUAUAGAGUAUAUUGAAGACUUCGACGGUUUUAGUGGCUUUUUGACUCGUCAGUGUUAUGUGGACUUUUGUUGAAAUUUUAUUGUGAUUCCAUCAUCAGAAAUUAUCAUCCAACGAAAACGUCGAAGGGGCGCAACACAAUAAGAAACUGAAACGUAAAGAACAAACGCCGAUAGCACGCGAUUGAAAAGAACAAUCGACUAACAUCGAUUAUAAAACUUGAAUUGAGCAUCUCUAGUUUGUAAACUGUCAAGGUUUGAAUUUAAAAAUGAGGUGUUCGAAUUUUGGGUCGUGCUUGAUGGCGGGAGCGUGGGUGGGGAUGAGUCGGGGCUGAGUCGUCGGGGCGUGCGGACGUCCGGAUGCACCCGACGGGCGCGGCCAGUCUGCCCGCCGCACCUGAGGCGGAGGUGCAAGCUAUGCACUCGAUGGAUUGGCUCUUCAAGAAAGAAAGGAUAUAUCUACUCGCACAGUUCUGGCAACAGAGAGCCACACUGGCCGAAAAAGAGGUAACCACGCUCAAAGAGCAACUGGCGACCACCAGCCCCACCCCCCUGCAAGCUACCGUCCCCCUUAAGACCAAUGGCUCCCAUUUAGAACCUACCAGAGAUCAGGCGACAGAAACGCGGAUACCGGAUAUAUUCGAUAUUAAAGAGGAGAAGCGAAGGACGCCAGAGAUUGAUGACGAGGUAGAACAGAAAAUGGAGAUGGCCGCCACUGGUAGGAGCAACAGCAACUCCUCGAGGAGUAGUCCGGUGGUGCAUCAGGGGGGCAACUUGGAGACGGAGCUCGCUGCCAAAGAAAAAGAGAUAGCGCAACUAGUGGAGGACGUCAGAAGAUUGCAAGCAUCGUUGUCAGCGCUACAGGAAGCGCACGCGCAGCAGCUGCAGCGGCUAGAAGAAAGAUUGGACGAAAAGAAACAACACAUAGCACGCUUAGAGGCGAGGCUUGAUACGCAGCGAGAUUACGAUGACAUCAAACGGGAAAUCAGUAUGCUCAGGUCUCUCGACCUGAGCGCGGGCGAGCGGUCGGUAGAGCGCAAGUCGGAGCCGUUGCGCUCACCGAUCGCUACACAAACACUCCGCGACGAGCGCAGCUCAGCCGAGAGAGAACGAAGCGCCGAGCGAAGGGACACAGGUGGCGAGGAGUGGCCGAGCACGCCGCCCCCCCUCAACAACAACACGACGCAUCACAACAACAACGGGCCCAGCUCGCUGCCUCUACCGCCACCCAGCCCCUUCCGGUUCGACGACCAUCGCCCGUACCGUUUCGCCGAAGAUAUGGGCCCGCUUCCCCCCGGAGCCCUAGUCGGCCGACUGGGCGACUCCCUUAUCCCCAAAGGCGACCCGAUGGAAGCGAGACUACAGGAGAUGUUGCGCUACAACAUGGACAAAUACGCGAACACUAAUCUAGACACGUUGCACAUAAGCCGGCGAGUGAGAGAGCUACUCUCCGUACACAACAUCGGGCAGCGACUGUUCGCUAAGUACGUCCUGGGCCUGUCUCAGGGGACGGUUUCGGAAUUACUCUCGAAGCCGAAGCCCUGGGACAAGUUGACGGAGAAGGGUCGAGACUCGUACCGCAAGAUGCACGCGUGGGCAUGCGACGAGGCCGCCGUCAUGCUACUCAAGUCACUCAUUCCCAAGAAAGUUGGAACAAAGGAUGGGUCGACGACAGGGUUCGGAAGACCCGAUGGAGAGGGAGAAGAGAGACUAGUUCAUAUCCUAAAUGAGGCUUCACAUUUCAUGAAGACUCCCACGGGACAAACGAAUAACGAUGACUCCAGGAGUAACGAAGACUCCAGCUCACCACGUACUCAGUGCCCUUCACCGUCUUCUAAUAAGGAUUCGAGUCAAAAUAGAAGAUUAAAGAAAUAUGAAAACGAUGACAUUCCCCAGGAAAAAGUCGUUCGUAUAUAUCAAGAGGAACUCGCGAAAAUCAUGACCAGACGAGUCGAGGACAUGCGCCACAGUCGCGACGGGUUUCCGACUGUGUUUCCUCCGUUUUUCAGCGGCGGAAUGCCACCACACAUGGAGCGGCCUCCAGAAGACAUACGCAUGGCGCUGGAGGCGUACCACAGGGAGCUGGCCAAACUACAACCGGGGGCGAACAUACCAAACCUUCACAACAUGCAAGGGGUGCCCCCGUUCCCAAAUCUACUUGCCCUCCAGCAACAAGCCAUGCAACAAGCGCAGAACCAACAUAUGAACGGUUCCGGCGCGGUCCAAGAUCUCUCAUUACCUAAAGAUAAAAAUGCCAAAAUGAAUGGAAUGACUGAUAGUGAUAAGGAUAGGUCGAUGGAUGCCGAAGAGGCUAUUAGGCAUGCGGGUAGCGCUUUUUCAUUAGUCAGACCUAAGUUAGAACCUGGACAACAGUCGACAGGGUCUUCCGCGUCCAGCCCAUUGGGGAAUGCGAUCCUUCCGCCUGCGAUAACGCCCAACGAUGACUUUAGCAGUUCUGCGGCUGCGAGUCCGUUACAAAGGAUGGCUUCGAUAACGAAUAGCCUUAUUUCCCAGCCGUCCAAUCCUCCACAUCACCCGCCACCUCAGAGAUCUAUGAAGGCUGUUUUACCGCCGAUUACACAGCAGCAGUUCGAUCUAUUCAAUAAUUUAAAUACCGAAGAUAUCGUCAGAAGAGUAAAGGAGGCUCUCAGUCAAUACUCGAUCAGUCAAAGAUUAUUUGGAGAGUCGGUGCUCGGUCUGUCGCAAGGUUCAGUGAGUGACCUACUGGCGAGGCCAAAGCCAUGGCACAUGUUGACGCAAAAAGGCAGAGAACCUUUCAUUCGAAUGAAGAUGUUCCUAGAGGAUGAGAACGCUGUACACAAGCUGGUGGCGUCGCAGUACAAAAUCGCGCCGGAAAAACUUAUGAGAACAGGAAAUUACAGCGGAGCACCUCCAUGUCCGCCUAACAUGAACAAGCCGAUGCCGCCGACGCAGAAGAUGCUCUCCGACGCGACAUCACUACUGAGCAAAAUGCAGCAGGAGCAGCUCCUCGGCGGCCACCUGCAGCACCUGCAGCCGCCGCUGCUGCUGACGCCGCCCGGCUUCCCCCCGCACCACGCCGUCGCCCUCCCCCCGCACCACGACAACAACAACAAGGAGCGCAAGCCGCCGCCGCCGCAGCCCCACCCCCACCACCAGCCCGUCAUGCGCAACCUCCACCAGCACAUCUCCCCCAGCGUCUACGAAAUGGCCGCUCUCACGCAGGAUCUCGACACGCAAACGAUCACGACCAAAAUCAAAGAGGCGCUGCUCGCCAACAACAUCGGCCAGAAGAUCUUCGGCGAAGCCGUUUUAGGCUUGUCGCAAGGAUCCGUCAGCGAAUUAUUAUCGAAACCGAAGCCUUGGCACAUGCUGAGCAUCAAAGGCCGGGAACCUUUCAUAAGAAUGCAACUGUGGCUGAGCGACGCCCAUAAUAUCGAUCGUCUCCAGGCAUUGAAGAACGAGAGACGCGAGGCGAACAAACGGCGGCGCUCGAGCGGCCCCGGGCAGGACAACUCCUCCGACACGUCCUCGAACGACACUUCCGAGUUCUACCACUCCAGCUCGCCGGGCCCCACCUCGGGCGCCCCGUCCGCGAAGAAGCAGCGGGUCCUCUUCUCCGAGGAGCAAAAGGAGGCGCUGCGCCUCGCUUUCGCGCUCGACCCUUACCCGAACAUGCCGACGAUAGAAUUCCUGGCGGCGGAGCUGGGACUCUCGACGAGGACGAUAACGAACUGGUUCCACAACCACCGCAUGAGGUUAAAACAGCAGGCACCUCACGGGCUGCCGGCGGAGCCGCCCGCCCGGGAGCAGGCCGCCGCGCCCUUCGACCCCGUGCAGUUCCGGCUGCUGCUCAACCAGAGGCUGCUCGAGCUGCAGAAGGAGCGGAUGGGGCUCGCGGGCGUGCCGCUGCCCUACCCGCCCUACUUCGCCGCCGACUCGAGCCUCGCCGCCCUCAUCGGCCGCGGCCUCGUGCCGCCCGACGACCGCGCGAAGGACCAGAGCGGCGGCCUCGACCUGUCGAUGCCGCUCAAGCGGGAGCCCGACGCGGACGAGUUCGACGACGACGACGUCGAGAGCAACCUCGGCUCGGAGGACUCGCUCGACGACGGCUCGUCCAAGGCGGAGCCCAAGGCGGCGUCCACGCCCGCGGGCGCGGGCCGGUCGAGCCGCCGCAAGCCGGCCGCGCCGCAGUGGGUCAACCCCGACUGGCAGGACGAGAAGCCGCGCAACCCGGACGAGGUCAUCAUCAACGGCGUGUGCGUGAUGCGCGGCGCCGACUUCCGGCGCGAGGCGGCCGAGACCGUGCGCGUGGAGCCGGCGGCCGACGAGCCGCGCGCGCCCCCCUCCGCCGCGCCCUCGCCCUGCCCCUCCCCCGCGCCCUCCCCCGCGCCGCUGCCCGACGACAAGAUCAAGACCGAGGCCGACGACGACCGGUGGGAGUACUAGGCCCGAGCGGUUAGUGUUUCGUUGCGAUUCAUCGUGAGGCCGAAGACUCUGUACAUAGAUUAGGUUCGUGACGUGCGCCCGACGGACGCUCUCGAAAUUGCAUUUCGCUUUAAUUAUUGAACGCGGAACGAGCGCCUCGGUCGAGCCGGGGCCUCCUCCGACUUCGAUUGUUGUAAAUAGAUAUACCAAAUAUGGAGUGCGGGCGGAGCGGCCGCGUGUACAUACGACUGUGGACGUGUAAGAUAUUCGUUGCCGAUAGUUAGAGCUAGGGAAGUUCGUUUAGUUGUUAAUGAAAUUUUAAAGUGCAAUCAGAUGUAAAUUUAAGCUAUGAACUAUACUGACCCGAGUUGAAAAGUAUUAUUAUGUUUAUAUGAACCGGUGAGGUUUUAAAUAUUAUUAUGAUCGGGUUACGAGUUUUACUUUAAAUUAUGAAUGUUUAUUUUAUACUAUUGUAUGUUUUCUAUAUAGUUUUAUAUUUAACCGACGUGGGACCGCUCAAGUUUGUGAUUUCUCGAUUAGCUGAUUUUAUAAUUUCUCAUUUCCCUGUAACUACGAAUUCCAUAACUCGUAUUUCCUGUUGUUUUUAUUUUAUUUUGUUUUAUAUAUUUUUAGAGAACGUACAAAUUUUAGAGACAGACAAACUCAUCUACGUUAAGCAAAUAACGUAUUGCUUGUGGUUAUAGUUCUAUUUUAUUUUAGCAAUAAAUUUGCUUUUAAUC